Molecule: messenger RNA, 2535 nt
Organism: Drechmeria coniospora
Lineage: Eukaryota; Fungi; Ascomycota; Sordariomycetes; Hypocreales; Ophiocordycipitaceae
Product: vesicle fusion factor NSFI
Exons: 3
Coding region: 1-2535 (844 amino acids)
Biological process (GO): intra-Golgi vesicle-mediated transport; Golgi to plasma membrane protein transport; SNARE complex disassembly
Cellular component (GO): Golgi stack
Molecular function (GO): ATP binding; ATP hydrolysis activity
Source: RefSeq, a predicted model, not a curated record
AUGUCGAGAGCUCCUUACGGUGGCGGCGGAGGCCGGAUGCCGCCUGGCAAUUAUCCGCCUGGCAAUUAUCCGCCUAGCAACUAUCCGCCUGGCAAUUAUCCGCCUGGCAAUUAUCCGCCUGGCAAUGCUCCGCCUGGAAGCAUUCCCCGAGUCCCCGUCGGGAGCCAGCAGGGACAUGGGGGCCAAAACUACGACUCUCCACCAGCAUACAUGGACCCCCGCAUGCCUCGGGGCAACGAGAAGGAAAAGAGUAGAGGCAGAGAGGUGUCCCUGAGAGUCGAGAAGCUGACGGACAAGUCGCUCCAGUCGAGGCUGAUUUACGGCAACUUAUGCGCCGUCGCUCCCGAAGACUUCCCCCCUAGCCGAGACGGAUCCGAGCUCUACCUCCUCCUCCGCGGUGGCCAGCCCGUCGGGGAAUAUGCCGUCACGGCCAUGCCGGUGCCGGGCUUCCCCCGGGGAUGCAUCAGCAUGUCGGACCCUCAGCGAACCUGGUGCGGCAUCACCAUGCGAGACCAGUUCACCGGAGAGACCUACGACCCCUUCUCGCAAGGGGGCAAGGCCUAUCUCGGAUCCCUAGACCUGGAGAUCGGAUUCGCCUCGCCGAACAAGAAGACGGAGGUGCCGUACGACGAGGAUGAGCUCUCCAAGAUGUUCGUCGACACGUACCAGAAUCAAAUCCUCGCGCCGGGCCAGAGGAUACUGAUGGACGUCCGGAACGUGCCGCUCCUCAUCAUCGUCAAGACGGUGGGCUUGGUCGACCUCGCCAUGGCCGCCGACGACUCCAACAAGCAGGUGUACAGGGAGGCGCACGCGCGAGGCGUCCUGACGAACCAGACGCGCGUGCUCUUCCACCGGGACGGCAAGGGCGACUUCAACCUGAAGCCUUCCAUGUCGAAGCCCAACUCGAACGCCAUCCUGGCGCCCGACUUCAAGUUCGAGGACAUGGGCAUCGGCGGACUCGGCAACGAGUUUUCCACCAUCUUCCGACGAGCCUUUGCCUCCCGCGUCUUCCCACCCGGCCUCGUCGCCAAGAUGGGCAUACCCCACGUCAAGGGGAUGUUGCUCUACGGACCUCCGGGGACGGGAAAGACGCUGAUCGCGAGGCAGAUUGGCAAGAUGCUCAACGCCCGACCGCCCAAGGUCAUCAACGGUCCCGAGGUGCUCAACAAGUACGUCGGCCAGUCGGAGGAGAACAUCCGAAAGCUCUUUGCCGACGCCGAGAAGGAGUACAAGGAAAAGGGGGACGAGAGCAGCCUUCACAUCAUCAUCUUCGACGAGCUCGACGCCGUCUGCAAGCAGCGCGGGUCCGGAGCCGGCGGCGGCACCGGCGUCGGCGACAGCGUCGUGAACCAGCUGCUCUCCAAGCUCGACGGCGUCGAUCAGCUGAACAACAUCCUGCUCAUCGGCAUGACGAACCGCAAGGACAUGAUUGACGAUGCGCUAAUGCGACCCGGCCGCCUCGAGGUGCAUCUCGAAAUCUCCCUACCGGACGAGGCGGGACGAUUGGAGAUUUUCAACAUCCACACGGCCAAGAUGCGCACCAACAAGCUCCUCGACGUCGACGUCGACGUCGAGGAGCUGGCCGGCUUGACCAAGAACUACUCGGGUGCCGAGAUCAACGGCGUCGUCAAGGCGGCCGCCUCGUUUGCCUUUUCUCGCCAUACCGAGGUUGGGCAGCUCGCGGCGGUCAAGCAGGAUGUCGCCAGCAUGAAGGUCAACCGCAACGAUUUCAUGAAUGCCCUGGACGAGGUUCGACCUGCCUACGGCGUCUCCGAGGCCGAGCUGAAGGAUGCCGUUCGGCUGGGCAUCAUGCCUUACGGCGGCCACGUCGACGCGACCAUCAAGGAGAUGAUGCGCGUCGUUCGCAUGAUCAAGGAGGACCCGAACAAGUUCAACACCUCCGUUCUCUUCCACGGACCGAAAGCGGCGGGAAAGACGGCCCUGGCCGCUCACAUUGCCAUGCAGUCAGGCUUCCCAUUCGUCAAGCUCGUGACGCCGGCCGACCUGGUCGGUUUCCGGGAUGACUUUGCGAAAAAGGACUACGUGCACAGGGCGUUUGCGGACGCGUACAAGUCGCCGGCCAGCAUCCUCAUCCUCGACGACUUUGAGCGCUUGAUUGGCUGGAAUUCUCUGGGGCCGCGGUUCUCGGCAACGAUGCUCGAGGCGCUGACGACGCUCAUCGUUUCGAAGCCGCCCAAGGGUCACCGGCUGUUGAUUUUUGUCACGACGUCCAAGGUCUCGAUGUUCAAAAUGCUCGAAAUCGACAUGGACUUUGCGAAGAAGGUGGCGGUGCCUGCCGUGUCGAACCUCAGGGAGCUCGGCAUGGUAAUCCAGGAGUCGAUUUCCAUCGACCAGGGAAUAAUUCAUGACAUAAUCAACAUGAUUCAACAGCGCACGGGAACCGAGACGGUCGGGGUGGGCGUCAAGACUGUGAUGGAUUGUAUUUUUGAAGCCAAGGCUGGGGAGUCGGAACAGGAGUUUUCCGACACGUUUGUGGAUCUGUUGCUGGACAAUAUGCAGGAGAUGCAGGGUUGA